AUGGCUGCACUCUUUCAUGUUCUUCUUCUUGCCAUAAUCAUACCAUCAUCUUCUUCUUCCCUAAGCCAUAGCUUAACUCGAGGCUCAUCUCUAUCUGUUAAUAAUAAAGAUGACCUUUUGGUUUCGCUGAAUGGUCUAUUCGCGGCUGGUUUUUAUGGUGUUGGAGAAAAUGCUUAUGGCUUUGCAGUGUGGUUCAGAAAGCAAGCCACAUCCCAGAACCGCACCGUGGUUUGGAUGGCUAACCGAGAUGCCCUAGUAAACGGAAAGCAUUCAAAGUUGUCCCUUCAGGAAGAUGGCGAUCUAGUUCUGAUAGAUGCCGGUCAAUACGUUAUUUGGUCGACCAAUACAARGUCAACCUCUUCCUCAGUUGAAUUGAAACUCCUUGGCACAGGUAAUCUUGUACUCUGUAGUGGAGAACAGCCUGUUUGGCAAAGCUUUGAUUAUCCGACUGAUACCCUUCUUCCCAAUCAACCCUUUACUGAAAACACUCAACUUGUUUCUUCAAGAAGUUCUACUAAUCACUCGUUGGGUUCCUAUAAGUUCUUUUUCGAUAGUGAGAACAUUCUUCGACUUCUUUACAGUGGUCUAGGAACAAGAACUAUUUACUGGCCUAAUCCCGUUUCAAAAGACUGGAAUGCUGGGAGAUUCAAUUAUCAGUAUACUGCAAGAGCAAGCCUUGAUUCUGAUGGUCAGUUCAACUCAUCAGAUGGUUUCAGUUUGAAAUCGGCUGAUUUUGGGAUGGGUCCACAAAGAAUGAUGAAGAUCGACACAGACGGUAAUGUAAGAGUCUAUAGUAUGGUUGAGCAUGGAAGCAUAAUGAAAUGGGAAGUUCAAUGGCAGGCAUUUUCUCACCCUUGCAAGAUUCAUGGUGUUUGUGGACCAAACAGUCUUUGUACCUAUUCUCAAGAUUCAGGUAGGAAAUGCACAUGCUUACAUGGGUACAAGAUGGUGAAGCCUGAAGAUUGGAGUUAUGGGUGUGAACCUGAAUUCCGACCAUGCGUGCAAGAUGAAUGUGAUUUCAUUGAGAUUCCCCACGCUGAAUUCUUUUCAUAUGAUAUGCAAAUGAACGAAUACCACUCUUUUGAUGCAUGCAAGACGGAUUGCCUACAAAAUAACGCUUGUAGGGGGUUCCAAUUCGGAUGGAGAGGUGAUAAAAGAUCAUUUUUUUGCUUCACAAAGAGUUCUUUGCACAACGGGUAUCAAAUGGACUUCAAAUUUUCCAUGUAUAUGAAACUUCCAAAGAAAUUAGUAUCAUCAUUUCAUCAGAAAACCAUAAGCCAAGCAAGCUUUAAUUGUCCAGACCCUGUGCGAAUGCCCAUAAUAAGGUCUUACGAGAAAGAAUACGACAACAAAUCACUUGGAUUGUUGUUAGUUUUCGGAUGCGUGAUUGGGAUUAUUGAGAUCAUCUGCAUAUUAAUUUGUUGGUAUCUUAGUCGUGAAAACUCAUCAACAACCAAAGAAACAAAUUUUCUAUCUGCAACAACAUUUCGAAAGUUCACAUACAGUGAGCUGAAGAAGGCGUCACGCAAUUUCAGUGAAGAGAUUGGGAGAGGUGGUGCUUGCAUUGUGUACAAAGGAAGGUUAUCAGACAACAGAAUUGCAGCAAUCAAGAGGCUCCAAAACACUACUCACCAAGGGGAAGCUGAGUUUCAAGGCGAGAUAAACACAAUUGGGAGGCUGAAUCACAUGAAUUUGAUAGAGACAUGGGGUUAUUGUGCAGAAGGAAAGCAUAGGCUUGUGGUUUAUGAGUAUAUGGAGAAUGGAUCAUUGGCUGAAAACUUGGAACUAGGUACACUUGAUUGGGCCACAAGAUUGGAAAUUGCUACAGGUACUGCCAAGGGACUAGCUUAUUUACAUGAAGAGUGCUUGGAGUGGGUUCUACAUUGUGAUGUGAAACCCCAUAACAUACUGUUGGAUUCUAAUUACAAACCUAAGGUGGCAGAUUUUGGUCUGUCCAAACUUCUUGACAGAUGUGGCAUUGAGGAGUUGAAAUUCUCCAUGAUGCGAGGGACUCGAGGCUACAUGGCUCCCGAGUGGGUUCUCAAUCUUCCAAUUACCUCAAAAGUCGAUGUAUUUAGCUAUGGAGUGGUAAUAUUGGAGAUGAUAACGGGACGGAAUCCAGCAGGCAAACAUUAUACAAGUAAUAAACAUGGCAAUACCGAGCUUCCGUUAAUCGACUGGGUGAUAGAAAAUAUUCAAGACUCUGAUGAUCGAAAGGAAUCUUGGGUUGAGAAAAUUGUAGAUCCAUCAAUAAGCGGAAAAUAUCAUCAGAUCACCAUGGAAAAACUGGUUAGAAUUGCAUUGCACUGUGUCAAGGAAGAUAAGGAGACAAGACCCUCAAUGAGCGAGGUGAUCAAUAUGCUUCUCCACUAA
Molecule: messenger RNA, 2373 nt
Organism: Cynara cardunculus var. scolymus (artichoke)
Lineage: Eukaryota; Viridiplantae; Streptophyta; Magnoliopsida; Asterales; Asteraceae
Product: putative receptor protein kinase ZmPK1
Exons: 1
Coding region: 1-2373 (790 amino acids)
Biological process (GO): recognition of pollen; protein phosphorylation
Molecular function (GO): protein serine/threonine kinase activity; ATP binding
Source: RefSeq, a predicted model, not a curated record